CCCAUCGGACACAUGAGACACAUGAUCACACGGAUAUGGAACUUGAAGCUGCAACAUGGCCACAUUCUCAUUUCUGUUGAGCAUAAUCUUCGACGCUCACAUCAAAGUAUAGUCUCUACUUGUUCCGCACCACAUACUACUUACUUUAUGAUCGUGGUGAAGAACGAUAUAAAAAUACCUUCGUGAAUAUUUCUUUGCGACAUGAUCACUUCUAUGAUUCAUAGUGGAGGACCUAGAAAAUGGAAAUGGAAAUGCUCUCUACUGAACAACACCUCCUCGUGCUCUCUAGUACUCCUCUUUGCCUCCUCUUUCUGAAGAAGAUCCACAUCCAGAACCAGAUCCUCUACUAAGUCAGACCACCGAUCUUACAAGUCAAUAAAGAACUGCUCCGUCGUCGACAUUUUUUUAAUGAAUACAAGAACAGACACCAACGAACAGUUAAAACGCUGUACUUUGUGCGAGAUAAGUUGUAUUGUGUCGUAUUGUACUUCGCUUCUUGUUCUUUAGACCUUCUAAAGAUACGAAUAGAAUACGUAAAGAACAAAAAAUGGUGAAGUUUUUGCGGCACAGCGACAAAACGGAGCGGACGUUCAAGCCACUCACGAGGAAAAAAAUUGCAGAUGUGGACGUUUGCGUUCCGGGAAGCAAAAAGAAGAAGAAGAAGAAGGCUCCUGCUCAGCGACCGGCAGCUCCAAUAGAAGUAGAAGAACCAGCGGAAGAGCAGUUUCUCUCUCAAGCUGAGAAGCGUGCGAGGAAUAAGGCAUUAGAAGCCAGAAUACGAGAGCAAGCACAUGUUGAAGCUUUUUUUUAAGGCACAGAAAAACAUAACCCUUUACACAGCCCAUUCUUCUCAUUCCCCUUUUACACAAGGGGAAUCCAUACUGGGUUGCUGGCGUAAGGUUGGGCUUUUCUCUUCGCUAAUUUUUGAAGGGGAAGAAACAAGUUUCGAAAAACGGACAUGCCAAUAAAGCAAAGAAAGGAGUUGAUAGUGUGGUAGUUUCGCAGCUACAGAAAUCAACGAGGAAAAUCAUGGCAACGACAGGAGAUGGCAAUGUUGGAGGACAAACUCCUACUAAGGUCAGCUGGAAGCCGGAAGUGGAUGUAAUCGAGAAGGAAAGCACGCAAAAGCUCAUGAAUACUGCGUUACAAAGGGUACUGCAGAGGAGAGGCCAAAGGUCCUGAGUUCACAUCCAAGAACAUGUUGAGCUAGAUUUAAUAUCGUGCAUUCCUUGAUUAUAAAUCUUUACCUUCCUCCUGUUCAUCCAAUGAUCCCAUACAUAGCCAUAUAAAUCCAUUUUCAGCCAGAAUCACCGCAGUUGUGACAGGAGUCGAUGUUCGAGCUUGGCUUGCAAGACUGCCAGAAGAAAAAAUUUGAUGCGAUUGAUUGCGCGAGAGAACAAAGAAGAGAUAACUUACUUUUCGGUCACGAUAAGUUCCAUUUCUAUUGUCGGAGAGACAAAGGCAUGUG
This is a messenger RNA of Amoebophrya sp. A25, 1468 nucleotides long. The record is from the annotation of a GenBank genome assembly. Lineage: Eukaryota; Dinophyceae; Syndiniales; Amoebophryaceae.